This is a messenger RNA of Populus euphratica (Euphrates poplar), 1568 nucleotides long. Its product is annotated as L-type lectin-domain containing receptor kinase IX.1-like. Lineage: Eukaryota; Viridiplantae; Streptophyta; Magnoliopsida; Malpighiales; Salicaceae. The record is from RefSeq and is a predicted model, not a curated record. Gene Ontology annotation, biological process: protein phosphorylation. Gene Ontology annotation, molecular function: ATP binding; carbohydrate binding; protein kinase activity. The annotation marks the transcript as partial. The transcript has 2 exons.
UAGAAGACUUCGGCCUAGAUAGCUAGCUUGGACCAUGUUGCAUCUUAUAAUUUUGUUUUGGCAGCCAUUUUCAUAAACAAUUCGUAGCUGCUCCUACCGCUUGUUCUUCCCCUUUCUCUAUCAUGAUGUGCCCACCUCUUUCUACAACAUAACGAGAAUGCAUCUUCAUUUCUACCUCUCCUUCCUUCUCCCGCUUCUCCUUCUUCCCUCUGCCAUUUCAGUUUAUUUUCAACUAUCUCAGUUUAACGACACCAACAUGUAUUAUCAAGGCGAUGCAGUGCCUUUUGGUGGACAUAUUGAAUUCAACCUUGUUGAUUAUAUAAAUCGUGUUGGUUGGGCAACCUAUCCUGAAAAGGUGCGGCUCUGGGACUCGAGGUCAGGGCAGCUUUCUGAUUUCACAUCUCAUUUCUCCUUCUCCAUUAAUACACUUGGCGCACCCAAAUAUGGUCAUGGAAUUGCUUUCUUCCUUGCGCCUGUUGGUUUUCAAAUCCCACCCAAUUCUGCUGGUGGCUUCUUAGGCCUUUUCAACACGACAACCAUGAAAUCCCCUCAGAGUCAAAUUGUUUCUGUGGAGUUUGAUUCUUAUCCAAAUUAUGGAUGGGAUCCAAAAGUUGGGCAUGUUGGGAUCAACAACAACUCUAUUAGCUCAGCUUUAUAUACACCUUGGAAUGCAAGCUUUCACAGUGGAGAUACUGCUGAGGCAUGGAUUACCUAUAAUUCUACUGAUCGAAAUUUGAGUGUGUUUUGGGAGUACCAAACAACCUCAGAUCCUCGAGAGAAUUCUAGUCUGUUUUACAUAAUCGAUCUCAGUAAGUUUUUGCCUGAGUGGAUCACUGUUGGCUUCUCAGCGGCUACAGGCUCUAAUGUAGAACAACAAAGACUUCUAUCUUGGGAGUUUAAUUCAAGUUUGAACGUUGAGGAGAUGAAAGGUAAUAAGAGUAAUAAGAGCAGGAUUAUAAUUGGUGUCCUUGUUUCGGUACUUGUUCUGAUAGCUGGGGUGACUACAGCAUUUGUGAUUUUAUGGAGGAGGAAACAAAUGAUGACAAGAAAAGGAGCAGCAGACACAAUGAACGUGACGUCUAUUAAUGAAGACCUUGAAAGAGGAGCGGGGCCAAGAAGGUUCUCUUAUGAUGAUCUAGUUUCGGCUACAAACAACUUCUCAGACCAGAGGAAGCUAGGCGAAGGGGGGUUUGGUGCUGUUUAUAGGGGAUACUUGAAUGAUAUGGACAUGGAAAUUGCAGUGAAGAAGAUUUCAAGAAGUUCUAGACAAGGUAAGAAAGAGUACAUCACUGAGGUGAAGACCAUUAGCCAGUUGAGACACCGGAAUCUGGUGCAGCUCUUGGGCUGGUGCCAUGAUAAGGGCGAGUUUAUGGUGGUAUAUGAGUUCAUGUCAAAUGGCAGCCUCGAUUCUCAUCUCUUCGGCAAGAAGAAGAUGAGUCCUCUAAGUUGGGCCGUGAGAUACAAGAUAUCUCUUGGCCUGGCCUCGGCACUGCUUUAUCUUCAUGAAGAGUGGGAGCGGUGUGUUGUGCAUCGAGAUGUCAAGUCAAGUAACAUAAUGCUGGAUUCUA